Molecule: messenger RNA, 940 nt
Organism: Phalacrocorax carbo (great cormorant)
Lineage: Eukaryota; Metazoa; Chordata; Aves; Suliformes; Phalacrocoracidae
Source: RefSeq, a predicted model, not a curated record
GGGGAGGGGGGGGUGUCCGGGGGGGGCGGAUAAAAGCCGGGACGGCGGGGUCGGGGGAACCGGGCACGAUGAGCGCGGCCCCGGGCACCUCCCGCGCCCCCCAGCCGCGGCUCCGCUUCCCCGACGGGGCGGGCGGGCCGGGCAGCGGGCGGGCGGCGGCGACGGUGGGGGGCCCGGCCGCGGGGCCCUGCCCCAGCCCCUGCCCCAGCCCCUGCCCCAGCCCGGGGGGGCCGCGCAAGCGGCGGCGGACCACCUUCAGCCGGGGGCAGCUGUCGGAGCUGGAGCGGGCCUUCGCCGCCGUGCCCUACCCGGAUAUCGCCACCCGGGAGCGCCUGGCCGAGCUCACCCAGCUGCCCGAGGCCAAGAUCCAGGUCUGGUUCCAGAACCGCCGCGCCCGCAGGAUCCGCAGUGCCAAACCGGAGCUGCAGCCGCCGCUGGCAUCACCCGGGGAACGGGGUCCUCCCGCGGCACCCCCCGACUGCACCGCCCCAGGCCUGGACCCUGCGCUGCCUCCACCAGGAGACCGCAGCCCCGCUCGGGGCCUCCCCACCUCGCUGGGCUCCAUCUCUGACCUCAUCUACAGCGCGGCCAUCACCAACCUGGGCGAGCCAUAGCUGUGGUGGGGACCUCCUGGCACCGGGGACCCCCCAGCACCGAGACCCUCCAGCUUAGCACCACGAUUUCAUUAGGAUGUGGAAUUACUGCCGGUCCUGAAGGUCCUGAGGAUGUCAUCCAAUAUUCUAAAUGCCGGUGCGGCCGUGGCGGGGCCAGCUCCCCGUCAGACCCCUAAUACCGACUAAUCUUUUGGAAAAAAAAAAAUACCUUAAUCUGAGGCCGUAUCUGCGGAUGAUUGUGGCGCGGCCGCCCCUAAUCCGCAGGCACGUUCGCAGGUGCCGGCGGAUCUCCCCGUAUCAGAUAUUAAAGCGUUGUUUGCAGAGGG